GUGGUAGACGAGCAGCAACAGAAGGAGGCUCAGAAACGCGCGGUCAACAGUGUGAACGUGUGGAGAGACUGACGACCUUUAACAGCGCACAUUUCAACCAUUUCUCUUUUUCGUUUAGUGAUUAUUUUUCACCAGCAAAGCGGAAUGUUUCCAGUGUGUGUGACAGCUUUCCUGUGCGUUGCGUUGUGUGCUGGUGCUGCCCCGACUGCCAACACUAACGUCACUAAGAGACCGAGGACCUUCAUACAUUUUGACAACUCAGUCACAGAUGAACCAAUAGACUAUGUUGAUGAAGAUGGCAAAUUAAAUCAUUCUUCAGGUGGUCAGGCACCUAACAGAACAAUUCCCAGAGGAGGACUUUCAGACCACGCACUGAUGUUUCUAACCGGCCCCGUGUCCACCAUCCUUUUACCUUCCUUCUACACACUGGUCUGCUCCAUCAGCGUGCCCAUUAACGUCUGUGCUCUGCUGGCCUUUGCUCGGGGGAUCCGUCCUAAGAAGCCAGCAGCAAUCUACAUGCUGAACCUGGCCUUUGCCGAUCUGCUCUUUGCACUGAUGCUCCCCUUCAAGAUCUCCUACCACUUUGAAGGCAACAACUGGAAAUUUGGCUCGGUCAUGUGCCGUGUGGUCACUGCUGCCUUUUACUGGAACAUGUAUUGUUCUGUUCUUCUCAUAGCUUGCAUCAGUGUGGACCGGCUCCUUGCUGUAGUUUAUCCCAUUGACUCUCUGGCUUGGAGGAGGCCAAGGAACACAAUCAUAGCCUGCGUAACCAUGUGGGUAUUAUCCUUUGCUGGCUCGGUGCCCCUCGUCACCUCCGACCAGACUUUUCACCUCAGUGAGCUGAACAUCACCACCUGCCAUGAUGUCCAGUCCCAACAAAAUAUCAUCUGGCUGAAGAUCUACUUCCUCAUCCUCUGCUGCGUCCUCUUCUUCCUCCCUCUGCUCAUCACAGUGGUGUCCUACACUCGAGUCAUCUGGUCGCUGAGCAGCAUCCAGCACAGGCUUCCUGGAAGCUCACGCAAAAGGACAAGAGCAACGGUGAUGGUUUUGACAGUGCUGGUGAUAUUUGUGCUGUGUUUCAUGCCCACAAACUGUUUCCUGCUUGCUCACUACCUGCAAUUUAACGAGGGACUCAAGAAAAGCCGGGAGGCACCUGAUACCUCCUACGCACUCUAUCUGGUGUUUCUGUGUUUGGGAAGUCUGAACUGCCUCCUGGACCCCCUGCUCUACUACUUUGGAUCCUCCCAGUGCCAGAAACAACUAUCCAAUGUGCUGAAGUGUCAUAAGGCUACAAAGAGCAAUUAUAUCACCCAUUCGUCAUUGGAUUCAUGCAGAUCCAGCACCAGACCAAUGCUGAAAUCCAGCUGUACACAAAGUUCCAAAAUCAGCUCUUCGUUUAAAGUGGACUCUUAAAACUACUCCUCUAACUCUCACCGAGAUGACAUUUUUAACUGAUUCUGAACUUUGAUUUUUUUUUUCUUCAAAGUUAUGAAACAAUAGCUAAUAUAUAGGGUUUACAGUAGCUCUCUGUGGAUAUCUUUCUUUUCCAGUCAGAAUGAAUGGGUGGUAACUGAACCCAUCAUAUCAACAGAAGCAUUUUGGUCCUGGUUUCAUAACUACAGAUGGCCGAUGACACAUCUGCAGUUGCGCCCUUUGAAUGAUGAAGGGAGUUGAGUUUAGAUAAGACUCUGCUUGUCAGAGCAACACUUCAUGCACUGAAAUAUUUCUGCUUUUGCACUGCAUGUAUAAAGGCUUACUGUAUGUAAGUAUUUAAUGUAGGAGUCUGUUUUGUGCAUGCUUGCUGAGCUUAUUUUCAAGUGUUUAUUGUAGCACCAGUGAACAGCUGUUGCUCAUGUCUUUUUUUAUGUGGCACUUUUAUUUUCAUUUUUUACUGCAUUUUGUCACUGAAUAAAUAUUUUGACUCACACUAUGAUCACAUUUUAAUAGUCUAUGAUUUUAAAGCAGAAAAAGAAACAACUACAUCAUUGUUUGCUUCAUGCUGCCCUCUCCUGGUGACAAGUGUGUAUUGCCUAAUUUCUAGUCUUUUAAAGGCAUCCGUUCACAGAAAUUGAACCAAUGUCCUUUUUUCUCCUGUAAGUAGUGUUGUAUUGCUCUACCAGUCCAACCCAUUAAAGUGUCUUGUUUGUA
Archocentrus centrarchus (flier cichlid) is the source of this 2148-nucleotide messenger RNA. RefSeq names its product proteinase-activated receptor 1-like. Bases 145 to 1413 code for a protein of 422 amino acids. Gene Ontology annotation, biological process: phospholipase C-activating G protein-coupled receptor signaling pathway; positive regulation of blood coagulation; blood coagulation. Lineage: Eukaryota; Metazoa; Chordata; Actinopteri; Cichliformes; Cichlidae. The transcript has 2 exons. Gene Ontology annotation, cellular component: plasma membrane. The record is from RefSeq and is a predicted model, not a curated record. Gene Ontology annotation, molecular function: thrombin-activated receptor activity.